CAUAACGGUAAUUUCCUCGUUUUGAUACGGAAUAAUCGCACUGCUGAUAAAUUUAUUAUAAUGCGAUUGUUUAUCCUACAGCAUGGCUUUGGGAUCAAAACAGCAUUUCCUACAGUAGCGCGGAUGUGUAUUUUGCUUGUUUGAAGGUCUGGCGUGUUUCUGACAGUUCUGCGCAUUGCAAGGUAAAUGAGCACGAGGCUAGCCUACUACUGCUGCUGUCGGUGCUUUAGGAAGGACUCCAGUUUGACUGCUGAAGCGAGAUGCAAUGGCCACUCCAUCUCCAGCCAAGAGUAUGGGCGACCCAGGCAUCACGCCUCUUUCCCCCACACACAUACUGAAGGACUCUGAAGAAAAUGAGCCUACAAGACACCCCUAUGUGGUGGUGGUGGCCAUCGACUUUGGCACCACCUCCAGUGGCUACGCAUAUGCCUUCACUAAUGAACCAGAGUUCAUUUACACUAUGAGGCGCUGGGAGGGUGGGGACCCAGGUGUAUACAAUCAGAAGACGCCCACCACCAUUCUUCUGACCCCAGACAGGAAGUUCCACAGUUUUGGUUAUGCAGCCCGAGAUUUUUACCAUGACCUGGAUCCAACUGAGUCUAAGCAAUGGCUCUACCUGGAGAAGUUUAAAAUGAAACUCCACACCACUGCAAAUCUAUCCAUUGGUACAGAUUUAGAUGCGGCCAAUGGGAAAAAGGUGAAAGCUCUGGAUAUUUUUGCUUAUGCUCUGGCCUUUUUUAAGGAGCAGGCACUUAAGGAGCUGAGUGACCAAACAGGGUCAGAUUUUGAUAAUGCUGACGUCAGAUGGGUCAUCACUGUACCGGCCAUCUGGAAAAUGCCAGCCAAGCAGUUUAUGAGAGAGGCAUCGUAUAAGGCUGGUUUGGCUUCUCGUGAAAACCCUGAUCAAAUCAUCAUUGCUCUGGAACCAGAGGCUGCGUCCAUUUACUGCAGAAAACUCCGUCUCCACCAAAUGGUUGAUUUGGGCAACCAAGCGGCUUUGAACGGUUACAGCCCAGCUGAGAAUGUUGGGAUGGGAAUGACCCAGGCCAAGGAGCAUGUGCGCCGUAACCGACAGAGCCGUACCUUUGUGGUGGAGAAUGUCAUAGGAGAGCUCUGGUCUGAACUCACUGAAGGUGACCGUUAUGUGGUUGUGGAUUGUGGAGGAGGGACGGUGGAUCUUACAGUGCAUCAGAUCUGUAUGCCAGAAGGGCACUUGAAGGAGCUUUACAAAGCCUCAGGAGGCCCGUAUGGCUCUAUUGGCAUAGAUUAUGAAUUUGAGAAGCUCCUGUGUAAGAUAUUCGGACAGGAUUUCAUUGACCAGUUUAAGAUCAAGCGUCCUGCUGCCUGGGUGGAUCUGAUGAUUGCGUUUGAGUCCCGUAAAAGGGCAGCGACUCCUGACCGAAGCAACCCGUUAAAUAUUAACCUGCCCUUCUCUUUCAUCGACUACUACAAGAAAUUCAGAGGACACAGCGUAGAGCAUGCGCUGAGGAAGAGCAAUGUGGAGUUUGUGAAGUGGUCUUCGCAGGGCAUGCUGAGGAUGAAUCCAGAUGCAAUGAAUGCACUUUUCAAACCAACUAUAGACCACAUUAUACAGCACCUGACCGAGUUAUUUGAUAGUCCAGAGGUGACAGACAUUAAGUUUCUUUUCCUGGUGGGAGGAUUCGCAGAGUCUCCUCUGCUGCAACAGGCAGUUCAGAAGAUGCUUCAGGGCCGCAGCCGAAUCAUUAUUCCCAAUGAUGUGGGCUUGACCAUCCUCAAGGGGGCGGUGUUGUUCGGCCUGGAUCCCAGCGUCAUAAAGGUGCGCCGCUCUCCACUCACCUACGGCGUGGGUGUCCUGAACCGUUUCGUAGAGGGGAAGCACCCACCAGAGAAGAUGCUUGUGAAGGAAGGUACGCAGUGGUGCACCGACGUCUUCGAUACGUUCAUCUCUGCCGAUCAGUCAGUGGCGCUGGGAGAAACGGUAAAGCGUAGCUACACACCGGCGAAGCCGUCACAGCAGGUGAUCGUCAUUCACGUAUACUGCUCAGAAAAAGAGUCGGUCAGUUUCAUCACGGACCCAGGUGUGAGGAAGUGUGGUACGCUGAAGCUGGAUGUGAGCGGUACUGAGAGCACAGCGGCACGAAGAGAGAUCCAGACGCUCAUGCAGUUCGGAGACACUGAGAUAAGAGCCAUGGCUCUCGACGUGGCAACCUCUCGCAGUGUCAAAGCUAGCAUCGAUUUCCUUAACCAAUAGAAGAAGAUGAGGCAUGCAUAAACCACACACUGCAGAAACUCAGCAUUGUAGUUUUCCAGUAAAAAUAACCAAACAUCCUUAAAACAUGAAAUAUUUGUUCCUUUUAAAAUUGCUUUUUUUUCUUAAAAUGAAUACUUGCACAUUCAAUUGAUACAAAUUCCAAAGUGACAUGUUUGUUACUAAAGAUUUCUAUUUCAAAUGUAAAAAUACAGUACUUUAUCAUAGGAUCCAGAAAAAAACACAUGUAUCGUGCGUUCCACUAAAAUAUUAAGCAGCUCAUCUCUUUUCAAAAUUGAUAAAAAUAAGAAAUGUUAUCUUAAGCCCCAAAAUAGCAUAUUCAAAAGAUCUCUGAAGAAUCAUGUGACACGGUAGGCUGGAGUUAUGGUAAUAAUUACAAAUAACAAAAUUUGCAAAUGCUUUUGUUGUCCUGUUACAAACCUAAAUAUAUUUGUUACUUUUAAAAUUGCUUAAUAUAUUAAAACGCAUUUUUAGAAUAGUUUUUUUCUUAAAAGUAAUACUUGCAUAUUCAAUUGUUCAAAAUUCCAAAGAGACUAUAGACACGUUUGUUACUAAAGAUUUCUAUUUCAAAUGUAAAAAUACAGUACUUUAUCAUAGGAUCCAGAAAAAAACACGUGUAUCAUGCGUUCCACAAAAAUAUUAAACAGCAAAUCUCUUUUCAAAAUUGAUAAAAAUAAGAAAUGUUAUCUUAAGCCCCAAAAUAGCAUAUUCAAAAGAUCUCUGAAGAAUCAUGUGACACAGUAGGGCUGGAGUUAUGGUAAUAAUUACAAAUAACAAAAUUUGCAAAUGCUUUUGUUUUCUUGUUACAAACAUAAACCACUUAAUCUUUAAAAUAUGCUUACAAAAAAGGAAAACUUAAUUCAAGAUGUAUUCUUUAAAAUAGUAUUAAUAUCUUGUGCAGUUUUGCAUCUCAAUUUAUUAUUUUUUUGUUUAAAGGAUGUAUAGAUAUUUUGACUGGAAAGCAAAACAGAAUGCAGAGUAAAAUGUUGUCAAUAUAGAAGAAUACAUGAAAGAAAGAUAAAAUUCAAAAUAGAGAAUGAAUGAGAGAUGAAGGUUUGGAGUCUCUAAUAUACCAUGUUUUGCUGACCUUCCAUGUGACAUUUGCUUUAGUAGUUGUGCGAUUUGUGUUAUUUUAUUUGGUUCUUUCAUUUCUAAUCCACAACUGAACUCCACAAGAUGAAACUUCUCAUAUCUGGCCAAUGCUGAGUUCAUUUUGUCUCAUUGAUUCUCAUCUAGUCUCAGUCCCUUAUUCUCUUUAUGCUUCUAUUUUAGUCUGUUUGCAUUCUUAGUGGCUAUUUUCUGCACAGAGAUGCAAACUCUGCAUGGAUAGAGCCUAAAUACAGCUGCAUAUUGCUAGUAGUGCAAUUUGGGAUAGCACUCUAUAAUAACUUAGCAAGACAAGUUCAGGUUAAGGCAGCUACAUUAGCCUUAAAUACACACCAUGGCAGAACUAUACAAUUUUUCUCUUAGAAAACAUACUGCUUUGCUCUUAAACUCUGGUCUAUUACCUUCAGGGCCCAGUCCAGAUACCAUGAUGAGGUAAAGCAGAUGGUUUUGACUACUGGAUUUGUGACCAAUUUGUUAGUCUGAAACAUAGACUCAGUAUGUUCUCCAUCGCAAACAUUUAGGACUAUUGAGAAUGGUACCGAAACCUGAGCUACACAUCACAAAGGUGCUGAUUCCUGUGACAACAUUACUAUCAGUUCACGAGUUCACAUCUACGUAUAUUAAUACCGUAGGUUUAUGCGUAUUUGGCGUGCUGUCCGGGUGGAGGGCUCCGAGCUCGGGAUGUGGCCCGAAUCCAAAGUACUCCCCCCGGUUGUGGUAAGAGUAGAUGGAUCUAUAAGUGAGGAGAAAUGGGGUGGAGGAGGGAUGCUGAAAACUGUCAAUGAACAGAGAUAGGUUCUGCUGUUAUUUAUACCUUGUCAUGAGUUGAUUACUGAUUGGUCUCCACUUGUGUUAAUCAGGUUAAUGAACUGGGACUGUUCCUCCCGAACUUUGUUAUAAAACAGCAUUUUUUCUCACUAGUGCUACAGGGCUGUGGCAAAACAUUUUUUUUAUUAAUAUUUAUUGUUCUUACAUCUCAUUAUGUUGACUUUUUGUCUGUUUUUAUUUUAUUUUUUGUAAGUCAAGGCAUGUGAGAAGUUAUGGACCGUGAAAUUCAGCAUAUCUUCAUAUUGUUGGUCAGUAUGUUGCGCUAAGCAGAAUGAGAAUGCAUAAAUCCUAGAAUGUGAAUCUUAAUCAUCGUUUGAAGUGGCAGUGACAGAGAAACAGCUAGCUGUACCUGCAACAUGAUUUGAAAAAAUAGCCAUUGCUAUAUGCUAGUUGCCUUUAAUCCUGCUCCUUAGAAAGAGAAGCCACAGAUUUGUUUUUCUCUCUAUUUUUGUUUAGGAGAUUAUUUUGGGGAAUAUGUGACAAAAUAAAUGUUUAUUUCUGUAUAUACAGUAUUUAAAGAGAUUGUACAGGUUUUUAGUGUUGUUUUUGCAUUAGCAGCUUUAUGAACAGUGUGUGUAUGCAGGCCUUAAGAGCACACAUUCUUUCUUCCACUCUCACCAGCUUUCAUUUGUAUACUAAAUUAAUUUAUUAACCUAAUCCAAACCCAAACAUGACCCCCAAGUCUGAAAUGUAAUCCCAUUCCCAAAAACCAUAACCCCCAAACUACACCCCCUGUAGACCAUUUGUAACUUAACCCCAAACAAACCUCUAAUUUCCCAUUUUCAAAUUCCCAAAUGCAUUUGUUUACUCUAUAAGAAACAAGACCUUUGAAAAAACCUUUGAACUUAUCUUUAAUCACAGUUAUCAUUUGAAACAAGAACUUUGUUUGGGAAAUGAGGUGAGUGAUUUGUGGUCUGUAGAUUAUGCCACUAAUGACAGGCAAUAUUCAUGUGUUUGGUUUGGAAGGCACUGAGAUAAAUGCAAUGCUAAAAAAAAAAGAAAGCAAUAAAGGUAUUGCAAUGUGACGUUCUACAAUGUAUUCCCACUUAUUCCAUCAUGCUGUUCUGCCAUUGUGAAGUCUGUGUGUCAAAGCUUCAGCUGCAAAAUUGUAAUGUUACUAUGGAAAUGUAUUAAUCAACCAUUUUAGAUCAUUGAGCUGAUGAUAACUGAACAUUUUUAUUGUUUGAAAGUCAGUGUGUAACUCAACUACGGCGAUCUUUGGGAUCUCUGUCAUGCAGUAGCUUUUCCAUAGAUUUGCAAUAGCAAUACAAGACAAGAAGCGGCAAAUAGUUUUCGCACAGGACAGUUAAUAUUUGUGAGAAUAGCAGAGAUCCUGGAUCAAAACAUGAUGGAUCAGAAGUUUCCUUCUAGAAAAUCAUGCAAAGCAUCUGCACAGAUUGUGAAUAAAACAUCAUCAAAUAAUAUAAUAUCAUUAAAAAUGAAAAAAAAAAAAAAAUAGCAAGAUACAUGCAGGAUAAAAUGCUUAAGCUUAUCAAUGUAAUCUGGAUUCGCUGCUCAUUUGAUUGUUAAUUGCUAAUAAUUGCAUAUGAUCUGCACGAUUCGCAUGAGAGACCAACAAAUGAGACCUUUUUUAUUUUUUGGUAAUAUUCUAUUGUAAAUCUUUGGAUAAUAAAAUCCAAGCUACCACAGAUCACUCUCUCAUUUGAUGUGCAAGGCAAUAGAAGCAGGAAGUGAUCUCAUCACGUGUAAUGUGCAUGCACUUGUAGGGCAGAGCACACACACAGACACACUCCAGAUUUGUGGAUUAAACACACUUUUUGUGCUGAUAGUGUGAAUGUUAAAAGAUUAAAUCUGGUUUAAACAUUUGCUUUUUUUCUACUCAUGGGCAUUUUUUUUAUUUGAUAACACAAAAAAAGUAUAGCCUCUUUAUAAAAUGUAGUUCUUGCUAUGAUAUGCUUGUACAAGCACAUAAAGAGUUCUAUCCAUUUGUUAUUUUUUGUUUAUCAGUUUAAUUUUGAUCACUCAGCCUGAAUUAUUAAGAGGUACAUUGCUGUAGAGGGACGUUUGCUAAUAAUUCACUGUGAAUUUGAUUUUGAAUGGCUUUUUGGAAUUAUUUUAUUUAACUGGUUUUUGCUAAAAGAAAACCGACCAGUUCAUAGGAUUAGAAAAACAGAAGAAUUUCAAUGUUUGCUAGAGUCUGUGCUUUAAAUGCUUGAUAGUCUCUUAGUCGUUCACUAGAGCUGACGUGGACUUCCACUCGCUGUGUAAACUCACAAACUAUACCUACUGGGUUAUUUUUAAUCAGUGGAUACAGUAUCACUGCUCUUGCCAUAUGCAUAUCCAAAAAGAUUCAAUGCCAAGUACUAACAGCUAAACUGUCACCCAAUAAAAAGUAUGUGUAUUUCAAAAAA
Molecule: messenger RNA, 6558 nt
Organism: Carassius gibelio (silver crucian carp)
Lineage: Eukaryota; Metazoa; Chordata; Actinopteri; Cypriniformes; Cyprinidae
Product: heat shock 70 kDa protein 12A-like
Exons: 12
Coding region: 266-2233 (655 amino acids)
Source: RefSeq, a predicted model, not a curated record